UCUCUCUCUCUCUCUCUCUCUCUCUCUCUCUCCAAAAACCACGACCCAAAUUCUCUGAAAACCCUAGCUUUCUCUUCUCUCCCCAUUUUUCAAUUAUCAGUCAAAAAAUAAAGGUUGCUUCUUUACCUUUCUCUCUGGUGUUUCUUGUAUUCGAAGCAUCGAAUUUUACCGUGAUCCAGGAAGCCCCAAUUGAAAUGCAGUAUUGGAAGGAGGAGUAGAAACCCUAGGUUGACCAUUGAUGAAGCCAUUUCGUCGAUGCCAGAGGAUCCUCAUCCUCUCUUUGCUUUCGCUCUCUGUUUUCGCUCCAAUCCUCUUCGUCUCCCAGAGGCUCAAGAAUCUCAAUUAUACUGGGCGGAAGGAAUUCAUUGAAGAUUUGUCCAAUAUUAAAUACAGGACUGAUGCCUUGAAGCUUAGUGCUGUUGAGCAGGAAGCGGGCGAAGGUUUGAAGGAGCCCAGGAAUGUUUUGUACGAAGAUAAGGAUGUAGUGUCUGUGGUUAGUUACAGUCUUGGUGAGAAUAAAGAGGAUACGGGAUCUGGAGAUGUUGGAGAUACUACUGAUAUGGCGGAGAGGACUGGACAUGUUUCAGGAACCAAUGGUGAGAGCAAAGAAGGAGAUAUACAAUAUCAGCAGAGAGAAAUAUCAUCUGCUUCUGGUGAAAAGGGGAAAGUUAACCAAGCAUUGGUCCAACAUGAACAGAAUGUAAUAUCUCAGUCAAGGAAAGAAAUAGAUCAGAGAAUAAAAGAGAUCAAAUCAAAUCACCCUGUUCCGAAAAUGAAUUCAAAUAUCCAGAGAGUGACAGACAAAAUAAAUGAGAUGAAAGAUCAGAUGAUUAGAGCUAAAGCAUACAUGACUUUUGCACCGCCUAACUCACAGUUGGUGAAGGAGUUGAGAGCUCGUAGUAAAGAGGUGGAACAUGUGGUUGGGAGAACCCACAAGGAUUCUGAUUUAUCUCGGAGUGCCUUGCAGAAAAUGAGAAACCUGGAGGCCUCACUAUCAAAAGCUAGUCGUGCUUUCCCGGACUGCUCUGCCAUGACCACAAAACUACGUUCUAUGACUCACAGUGCUGAAGAGCAAGUUGGGUUGCAGAAGAAGCAAGUCAGAUUUCUUUAUCACCUUGCUGGAAGCACUACCCCCAAAGGUCUUCAUUGUCUUUCGAUGCAGUUAACUGCAGAGUACUUUGCUAUGGAGUCCAAGGAGAGGCAAUUUCCUAACCAACACAAGUUGCCUGAUCCACAGCUCUAUCAUUAUGCUGUCUUCUCCGACAAUGUUCUGGCAUGUGCAGUGGUUGUAAAUUCCACUGUUUCCACUGCACUGGAACCGGAGACGAUUGUUUUCCAUGUGGUGACUGAUUCCCUCAAUUUUCCAGCAUUGUCAAUGUGGUUCUUAUUGAAUCCUCCUGGAAAAGCCACUAUCCAAGUCCAGAGCAUAGAGAGUUUUGAAUGGUUGGCUUCCAAGUAUAAAAGACCAUUAAUUCAGAAGUCCACUGAUCCUAGAUAUACUUCUGAACUCAACCACCUCCGUUUCUAUCUGCCUGACAUCUUCCCUGCAUUGAAUAAGAUCGUGCUAUUUGACCAUGAUGUUGUAGUUCAAAGGGAUCUAUCUAGACUGUGGAGUGUUAAUCUGAAGGGAAAAGUUAAUGGCGCAGUUGAGACUUGCCGAGAUAAUGAGCCGUCAUCUUUAGAGAUGGAAACAUUUAUUAACUUCUCAGAUCCAUAUGUGGCAAAUAGGUUUGACGUCAAUGCAUGUACAUGGGCAUUUGGCAUGAACUUGUUCGAUCUUCAUAACUGGAGAAAACAUAAGCUAACAACCCUGUACCAUAAAUACAUGCAAUUGGGUUCAAAGAGGCCAUUGUGGGUGGCUGGAAGUUUGCCUUUAGGUUGGAUCACCUUUUAUAACCAGACAUUGGCAUUAGACAGGCGAUGGCAUGCUCUUGGACUGGGUUAUGAAUCUGGUGUGGCUCAGGGGGAUGUGGAGCGAGCAGCAGUGAUACACUAUGAUGGAAUCAUGAAGCCCUGGUUAGAUAUCGCAAUUGGGAGGUACAAGGGUUAUUGGAGCAAAUAUCUCGACUAUGAUCACUCUCAUCUGCAGCGGUGUAAUAUUCAUGCAUAGUCAUCUUUUGUAGUGGUAGCCAACUCAUACCACAUGAUUUGGAUGAUGGAACUUCUGCAGUUGUUCACUCCAUUCAUUCUUUUAACGAUUCUUCGAUGUAAAGUUCCUUGCCAUUCUUUCCCCAAUUUUUUCUGGGCAUGAAAUCUUGUAGGAGCUGAGCUGAGUCAAAGUAUAGGAACAAUAGGUUUUAAUAAGUGCCCCUGGGAAUACUGUAUCGGUGUUCUGUAUGUACAUAACUUGUUCCAACUCCCUUCUUUCAACCUUUUCUUCAUACCAUACAAUGGAUGGUGUUUUUGUUUGAGCUGAGUUCCCAAGUGUUCUUUUACCUUUCUUCCCAAGUAAGUUUGUUUUAUGACUUGCAUAAGAGCCACAUUGAUUGACAAAGGAAGUGAUGUGUUUCUGUGGGAAUAUCUGCUCCAUGUAAAUUUGCAGCAUCAGUAUUUGUCACGAGUCUUCCUCGGUAGUUUAGUUUG
Messenger RNA from Argentina anserina (silverweed cinquefoil), 2583 nucleotides. Its product is annotated as probable galacturonosyltransferase 6. The record is from RefSeq and is a predicted model, not a curated record. NCBI's taxonomy places the organism in Eukaryota, Viridiplantae, Streptophyta, Magnoliopsida, Rosales, Rosaceae. Gene Ontology annotation, molecular function: polygalacturonate 4-alpha-galacturonosyltransferase activity. The transcript is spliced from 9 exons. The coding region runs from base 239 to 2110 and encodes 623 amino acids.